CAGAUACUGUUUGUUUAGAAGAAGGAUGACAUUUAACUAGGAUUUAAAACUAGGUUUAGUGCAGUUUAGAGUUCAUGGUUAUGGAGGCCAAAGUCUGAUUGAUGAGAUUAGAUCCAAUACUUUAGUUAAUGGACAGUCAGCCGUGUGUGUGAGUGUGUGUGUGUGUGUGUGUGUGUGGUUGACAUGGAUUUGAUCAGGGGACAGGUCGGGCACUGAUAAAGACGGUAACUAGCUAGUAAAGGAGUGCACAGGGAAAGACGAUGAUGGACAUCAGGCGACGGACAGGUGAAGAUGACAGCUGUUAUUGAUUAAAUUACACUUUUUAUUUUUGCCUUUGACAGAGUGUGAAUACCACAUUGACUCCAAGAUUCUGCAGAAACCAGUUGAUCUGCGUGGGCAUCUGAUCUGCACAGAGCAUCAUACACUCACAUAAUCUGUAGGCCGGCCAGGUGUAAGCUACAGGUUUAGGCACAGAUGCGUAUAGAUGUCUCAGAUGUGACAGGGGACAGACGGACAGAGGGACAGGUCCAGGCUAACAAACAGGUAUUGGUGAUGGAGGAGAGAGGGCAGGUAUCAGACAGAGACCCCUGGCCAGUGGCCCCAGAGGUCAGAGAGAUGGGGGUUAAGGGACCCAGCUUUAAGCCCCAAGUGGAGUGGGUGAAGCAGACACUGAGGAUGACGAACCCCCUGGUUCGGGAGUGUUUGGGAGAGCUGAUGGGAACCUUCGUUCUGCUGAUGUUUGGCUGUAGUGCAUCAGCCCAGGUGAAGACCAGUAGAGAGACUAAAGGACAGUACCUCUCAGCCAACAUGGCCUUCUCUGUAGGGGUCAUGUCUGCCAUGUACCUCUGCAAGGGGGUCUCAGGAGCCCAUCUGAACCCAGCGGUCACUCUGAGUUUCUGUUCGUUGGGCAGGGUGCCCUGGGUGAAGCUGCUCCCAUACUCUCUGUGUCAGGUGCUGGGAGCUUACCUGGCCUCUGGCCUGGUCUUCCUGGUCUACUAUGAUGCUAUCAUGGACUUCAGUGGAGGGAAUUUGACAGUGUACGGGGCAAAUGAGACGGCAUCCAUCUUUGCCACCUAUCCCGUAGAGCACCUAUCUCUCAGCAGCAGCAUCCUAGACCAGGUGGUGGGCACUGCCAUGUUGAUGCUCUGCAUCCUCCCAUUGGACGACCAGAAGAAUAGUCCUGCCCCCGACGCUCUGAUCCCGCCCAUCGUUGCCGUGGUGGUCCUGGGGAUCGGCAUGUCGAUGUCGUCCAAUUGCGGAGGAGCGAUAAAUCCCGCCCGUGACUUGGGGCCACGCCUCUUGACACUGACCGCCGGCUGGGGCACUGAAGUGUUCACGUGUUAUAACUACUGGUUCUGGGUUCCCCUGACGGCUCCUCUGCUGGGAGGGAUGGUGGGCUCUGGGAUGUAUCUGGUCUUCAUCGCGUGGCACCUGCCCGACCUUCCAACGAACCCCCCCAUAGAUAGCCCCUCUACCAAACCCACCGCAGAGGUGUGGAAGCAGCCCCCAGCACCAGAGAAGGAAGGGGUGGAGUUGAAAACUGCCGUUUUCUAGAUAGGGUAGAGACAUUCAGGCCUACUGUUGAAGUGAGAAUGUGCACAGUGAGCGGGAAUCUUUUCAUUUUAAUCACUGAAUUCCAACUGACUUCGAAGAGACUCCAACCCCCCACUGGGCAAAAACUGGUUGAAUCAACGUUGUUUCCAUGUCAUUUCAACCCCAAAAAAUCAAAGGGAUGACAUUGAAUCAACGUGAAAAACUGAUUGGAUUUGCAAAAGGUCAUCAACAUAAGGGCAUUUAUCUUUUUUUCUACCAACUUUUCACCUAAAUCCAAUGUUGUUGAAUUCACAUUAGUUGACAACUCAACCAAAUGUAAAUCAAAACUAGACAUUGAACUGACUUCUUUGCCCAGUGGGGAGACAUUUUUCUCUGGCUGGCUGUUUCCUAUAUGAGAAGGGACAUGCUAACAGACUGAUGGGAGAACAUCUGUCCAAGACUCCCCUCCUAUCAUAUUGUUCUAUUGAGAUGCUGCUGCUGAUUGAAGAUCAUGUGUAUAUAUUAGUAGAGAGCUUCUAUGACACACAGCUAUGAAAGGAGAAAUUGAUAUUAUGAUUAGAGCCUUCUGAUUGUUUUUUUUGUGGGUUUUAUCUUUGACAGGUAUUUCCAGCAUUAGCAACUGGGUUUGCUGCAGGCAGAAAUCCAAGGAAAAUGCUCUUUAAUUGACACAAGCUGUCUACAAUCAAUCAUUCAAUGUCUGAAUGUGAGUGAGUGACUGUUAUGGGGGGGCUAAGCUAGGUGAGGCGUAUCUCUACGAAACGUAAUUGCACAAAGCCUAUUAUUUGGCAGGGAAUACUAUUUGUACACUGAACAAAAUGUUUAAUGCAACAUGUAAAGUGUUGGUUCCGUGGUUUAUGAGCUGAAAUAAAAGAUCCCAGACAUUUUCCAUAUGCACAAAAAGCGUAUUUCUCUCAAAUGUUGUGCACAAGUGUUGUGCACAAGCUUUACAACCCAGGACCCCCACAUCUGGCUUCUUCACCUGCGGGAUUGUCUGAGACCAGCCAACCAGACAGCUGAUG
This is a messenger RNA of Coregonus clupeaformis (lake whitefish), 2573 nucleotides long. Its product is annotated as aquaporin-10-like. Lineage: Eukaryota; Metazoa; Chordata; Actinopteri; Salmoniformes; Salmonidae. Gene Ontology annotation, cellular component: plasma membrane; basolateral plasma membrane. Gene Ontology annotation, biological process: water transport; glycerol transmembrane transport. The coding region runs from base 475 to 1554 and encodes 359 amino acids. The transcript has 6 exons. The record is from RefSeq and is a predicted model, not a curated record. Gene Ontology annotation, molecular function: glycerol channel activity; water channel activity; urea transmembrane transporter activity.